CCGUUUCUAGUCGCCGGGAAAGAGCAUCCUAAGUAUGGGAGGCCGAAUAUUUUGAAUUUGAAGUAUCUUGAUGAGGUUGCUCGCAUAAAUCAGUUCAUAAUUCACAACAUCACUGUGCCAGUGGACAUCGAUGGGAAGCACUAUGAGGUAAGUGGCUUAUACCGACUUAUGUAUGUCUUUCGACUGGGCCUGUUACCUGAACGACCACUUGACGAUGUUGAUGCCCAAAAGCCGAUGGGGCAACUUCAGUGGGCCGAUUGCUGA
Strongylus vulgaris is the source of this 264-nucleotide messenger RNA. NCBI's taxonomy places the organism in Eukaryota, Metazoa, Nematoda, Chromadorea, Rhabditida, Strongylidae. The record is from the annotation of a GenBank genome assembly.